Myripristis murdjan (pinecone soldierfish) is the source of this 3241-nucleotide messenger RNA. It is a transcript of the gene rgmb, whose product is annotated as repulsive guidance molecule BMP co-receptor b. Bases 427 to 1842 code for a protein of 471 amino acids. The record is from RefSeq and is a predicted model, not a curated record. Gene Ontology annotation, cellular component: plasma membrane. Gene Ontology annotation, molecular function: coreceptor activity. The transcript is spliced from 3 exons. NCBI's taxonomy places the organism in Eukaryota, Metazoa, Chordata, Actinopteri, Holocentriformes, Holocentridae. Gene Ontology annotation, biological process: BMP signaling pathway.
AGUGUGCGUGUUUGGGACGAGAGGGGGAGAACAGGGUUUGAUCCUAAGCGAGGCAAAAGUACGACCAUUGAGAGAGUGCAAGUAUACAGCCUAACACAUGGGGUGUGGAUUUGAAUAGAGGGAAAGUAAAAGUGUCGUCGGCGUGACUUUGUUCUGGUUACUUUGUUUUUCCUCUCUCCUCUCUUUGCCAUUCCCCCUCCGCCCUGCAUUCCGCGGAGCAGCUGCGUUUUAAUGCCCCUGCGCACCCAAGGAGGAGAGGAAGGGGAGAAGAGUGAAGAAGAGGCAGAAGAAGAAGAAAAAGAACAAGAAGAAGAGGGGGAGAAGAAGAGGAGGAGGAAGAAGACGAAGUGACGGGCCUGGACACCAUCCGUGCUCGCCCUUUGGAGGUCUGUCCACUCUCCCCUCCUUGGCCCUGCAUGGACGGGGAUGGGGAGAGCCGGAUGCUGUUGCCGCGGGGCUGAGCGCCUCGCCUCCCCGUCUUUGGUGCGCCGUUUCCGGCCACUGCUGCUGCUGAUCGUCGCUCUCUGCUACGGUGCCCACAUAGGUCAGUGUCAGGUGGCCACCCCUCAGUGCCGUAUCCAGAAGUGCACCACAGACUUUGUCUCCCUCACGUCCCACCUGACGCCCUCUGUGGAUGGCUUUGACACCGAGUUUUGCAAGGCUUUACGGGCGUACUCGGCCUGCACCCAGAGGACAGCCAAGUCCUGCCGGGGCAACCUGGUCUUCCACUCCGCCGUUCUGGGCAUCUCCGACCUCAUGAGCCAGAGGAACUGUUCCCGAGACGGGCCCACGUCCUCCACGGACCCUGAGGUCCACCACGAGCCCUGCAACUACCACAGCCGCACCCAGCAUGCCCACACACACUCCCACGCGCACACACACUCCCACGCGCACACACACUCCCACAAUCCGGGCCACAGCCACGUGCGGCCUGCGUACUUAUUCUGCGGGCUGUUCGGGGACCCCCACCUGAGGACAUUUAAGGACAGCUUCCAGACCUGUAAGGUGGAGGGGGCGUGGCCUCUCAUCGAUAACGACUACUUAUCGGUGCAGGUCACUAAUGUUCCCGUGGUAAUUGGCUCCAGCGCCACGGCAACUAAUAAGAUCACCAUUAUCUUCAAGCCCUAUGAGGGCUGCACAGACCAGAGGGUCUACCAGGCCGUCACAGACGACCUCCCUGCUGCCUUUGUUGAUGGCACCGUGAGCAGCGGGGACCCCAGCCACCCUUCCACUGGUGCAGAUGGUGGCACGGGGAAAGUCCGAGCACUGUGGAUCUCUGAGCGGAGCCCGGGCCGCCACGUGGAGCUGCACGCCGGCUACAUCGGCGUGACAGUGAUUGUCCGCCAGCUGGGCCGCUACCUGACCCUGGCAGUGCGGAUCCCAGAGGAGCUGGCCCAGGCCUACGAUGCCACCCAGGACCUGCAGCUCUGCCUGAACGGCUGCCCCAGUGGAGAACGCAUUGACCGGGGGGGCCAUUUGCCCUUGCCUCUGUCCCCUCCUGCGCUGGGCCUGCAGCUGCAGCAGCCACGGCGGCCCAGCCAGUCCUACGCUGCCCCCCAGGGUUUCGGGGUGGAAGGGGCACGGGAACGCUGCCGAGAACAGCUGGAGGUACAGGACAUUUACUUUCACUCCUGCGUGUUUGAUCUCCUGACCACCGGGGACGCGAACUUCACUGCGGCAGCAUACAGCGCCCAGAAGGACAUGGAGAGCCUGCACCCUCACCGGGACAAAUGGAGGAUCUACCCCCGCGGCUCGGCCACCGCCGCCUCACACUCUGACUCUCAUCCUAUCAAACGCCUUGCUCUCCUCCUGCUUUGUGCACUCAGCUCGGCGCUGAUAUAGAGCGUGUGCAAUUGAUGCUUGCUUGUGUGAGUGUGAGUUUUUGUUUGGGAAAAUGUGUGUGUGUGUGUUUGUGUGAGUGUGCGUGUGUGUGCAAUCACACCCACGCAAGACUUAUGUGAGUGUUUUGCUGAGCACUGAUAUGGAUUCCCCUCCUCAGCAUCCUCUGGAGGUUAUCUGCCUCUCUCAUGCGCAGAGGAAACAGCAGGCUGGGCAGUGACGGAGCACUAGAAGGCUUUCUGUUGCCACCAACAGACUGCAGAGACCGCAGCAACACUAAUGGCGUCUUCCAGCGAGGGCCAACACGGCAGAAUCAGCCCUCUGUGGAGUAACACCGGAAACACGAUGACACCUCAGUCUUUCCUCAUCUGCGGACAAGACACCAUUGACAGUGACACAAACGUUCCUACGUGGGUGGACGGGUGUGUAUCACACCACAUGGAUAUACGCUCCAGAUUGUAAAUAGUGUGUUUGUCUUCAGUGCACAGUGUCAUGGCGUAGGGUUUGAUUUUUUUGUGCUGUUUGUUGUGAUCUUUUUAUACCUCAGACAGAGGAUGUUUGUUUUAACAGAAGCACUUUAUUUAGAUUUUGUUUUUAUUUUAUUAUUUGUAAAAAUCCACAUCAGUGUUUUUUUCUUCUCGGUCACAGCCCUUUACCCACCAGACUAUUUAAUAUUUCUUUUUGACUCCUGUCUCUACAAGUUCACGGAACUCAGUGGGCUGGCGUUUUUGCUGAAAAGGCAUCUUUCUGACAGUAGCUGAGUCAGCUCAGCCUCUGAUUUGAAGUCAGUAAAUGUGAGUUUUUUCUCUGUUGAAUGUAUUCUGAAUGUUGUCCCAGCAACUGUCACCAAUACUGUUUUGUUGCAGUUUGAUUUUUGUUGUUUUUCCUCAGCCCUGAAUGAACUUUGUGUGUGUGUGUGUGUGUGUGUGUGUGUGUGUGUGUGUGUGUGUGUGUGUGUGUGUGUUUGUGCGUGCGUGUGUGUAUGUGUGUGUGUGUGUAUUCUUUUCACCAGUUUGUGUCUGUAACAAGCUUGAGUGUGUUGUUAUUUCUUCUGAGCUCCAUGUAAGAGGCAUUUCCGCCUCUUUGCCAAGAAGCUAUGAGUGGCUCAGCUUGUUUUUAAUGCUCAGCUGUUUUUUUUUUCUUCUUUUUUUUUUUUUUUUUUGAGCCAAAGACAGACAUAUAGUGGAGGCCAUGUCAGGAUGGUUUUCAUGUACAAAGAGAAUCAUAUCUCCCCACCAAACCAGCACCCACCCUCCCUCACAGUCUCCCUCUCCCCUUUUUGUAAACGUGCUACUGUAGAGUCUGUUUUACCCCUACUGCUAGAGCUGAGGAGCUGCUCCUCCACUGGGAAACAUGUAAGAGACUGGAGUGUAGGCAAAACACUGCAAAUGGCUGAAAAAAA